Lentinula edodes (shiitake mushroom) is the source of this 2538-nucleotide messenger RNA. RefSeq lists its product as uncharacterized. The coding region runs from base 1 to 2538 and encodes 845 amino acids. NCBI's taxonomy places the organism in Eukaryota, Fungi, Basidiomycota, Agaricomycetes, Agaricales, Omphalotaceae. The record is from RefSeq and is a predicted model, not a curated record. The transcript has 10 exons.
AUGACUUCUGAACUUCGCCGUUCAACGCGCCAGCCAAAACCUUCUGCCAGAUACCCUUCUGCUGAUUUCAUAAACUCUGCUACUGACAGCCCUCCGGUCAAUGAUCCUCGUGCUCCUGGUCCCAUCACCCUUCCUGGUAAUACAGCAAAUGACAUCAAUGACUCUGCACAAGCUAGCGAUGGAACUGCUUCCUCGGCUGCCAUUUCUGAAGAAAUGGUCCACAUUGCACCAGUCCGAUUUGCGUCUAAUCUUACACCUCCCCCUAUUUCUCGCCGUACCUCAUUUGGCUCCAUUAAUGACACUGAUGUGGUUGUUUUGGGAAGUUCACAGAACUACGAUGAUGUACCUACUGCUAUCGAUGGUGGUUCAGCCUCCCUCAACUCCCUUCUUGCAUAUGGCAACAGUCCCAACAGUCCAAGUACCUCUGAUCACCCUGACAGUCCUGAUAGUGUCCAAGGAAUAAAGGAAUCGAAAUCUUUUGACAUGUCAUCUUCGCCCUGUCCUAAUGCAUUAGAAACAUCUAGUCCUGCCACCAAAAUACCUGCUUUGGCCAGUGGUGGCUCUAACCAGGCCAUCCUUGCUGGUUAUCCACUUCCAUCUCUUUCCACUCCUCCCUUGCCAUUGACUCCCUCACGAGAUAAACGCAAGAUCUCUGAUGUUCCCUAUGCUGCUGUUUCACCUUCGAAAAAGCCCAAGCCAGCUCCUUCUGUGCUCCUCAUCAAUGGUGUAUCUUAUGUCCGUCUCGAUGAUCAAAUGCAGUCUACCACCCCACACGAAGAUGAGCUCCACUCUUCAGCUCUGUCUAUCGACGACUCCGAUAAUCACCUGGCAUUAUCCACCCCGUCUUCCCUUCUGGAUCAAAGUCCUGUUGCUACGCCCGUUACCACCUUCUCUACCUCCGUAAAAAAAUACAAACCAGCCCUGCAGCCUUGUGUCACACCAGGUGUCUCUGACAAGGAAAUUGAUGAAUAUGACCAUUUUGACAUUGAUUUACCAGACGACCUCAGCAGUAUUCCCGCUUUGUCAAUUCCCACUACACCUACCCAUAUGCACUCACCUGUAAAGCCCACCACUUCUCCAUCUGUGUUCCAAUUCAAAUCACCCAUCCGUGAUCUCCGCAAGAGUGUACGAACACCUCAGGGUUCAGCUUUAAGGAAAGCUGCUAUUGAUUCUGCUCUGUCUUCUCCUGCGGUCAUUGGUUCUGCUACCAGAAAGGCUGCUAUUGAUGCUGCUCUGUCAUCUCCCACCUUCCAUUACAACACUAGACCCAAAGAGCCAACUCUACUUUCGAAUAUAGAUGCUCUGAUGUCUUCUGAUGCAUUUUCCCAUGGCUCACUUGAUCUCGACAGAGAUAUACCAAAGCCACUUUUUGAUGAUGGAGGCCUUGGAAUUAAUGGCUGCCUCCGCCCUGAAUAUAUUGACCCCUUUUUAGCUCAUGAAUAUCGCCAUGUUAUGAAUUUACGCAAACCAAUUUUAUUUCCCACCACUUCGAUUUUGGCACCACCUGCUGAUUUCGAUUUUCUUCCUUUCAGAGAAUGUUAUGGCUCUCUCCCUGUAUCUGAGAAAAUGAGCCUGUAUCGUAUCACCAACUUUACAAAUCUGGGAACUUUCUUAAACCCAUCCCGUACAAAGCCAUCUCUGGUAUCGCCAUUCACUUCAGGAAAAUACAUCUCAUUAUCCCCUUCUGGUGGCGGAGAUGCAUCCCGAUACACUUCUGUUUUUUUGACCACUGGUGUCAUCGACCGCUCUUCUAUAUACAAAGUUGUCCCUGUCAAUCUGUCCAACGGUGGCACUCGAGUUGUUCGUGAACUACACUUGAAGCCAUUCUUACAGGAAUUCCAAUUGCUCUGUGGCUUCUUUGCUUCAGCAAUGUCUUUUGAGGCCAUUGCAAUGCAAGCCUCCGGUGGUGUAAUUACCUUUGCCUCUUCACAAUAUUUUCCAGAAUGGCAACGUGACAAGGUUAAUCCUAAUGACUAUAGCCCCUUGACCAAAAUGCAUCAUCCACCUCGUCCUCCCUCCUUCAAUGGUUCAGACCCCAGGAUGACACCCUUUGCUUACUUUACAAUGCCUACAUCUUUUGCGCAAGAAAUUCCUAUUUAUGAUGGUCGAGCAUCUAACAUUGAUGCACCAUUCCAAUGCACACCUCGUCAGCUAUAUGAAGUUGGGAUUGGCUCUUAUCCAUUGUAUCAAGGUGGUAAUGUUGAUCUGCCUCCUGGUUCUACGGUUGCUGUUGGAUACACUGCACAUACCUAUCCCAACAAGGCCCAUUUCCGUGGUGUGGCGAAGACUUUGUCUCUCAAUUUAGCCUUUGUGAUUCUGAUUGCCCUUCCCGAUUCGUAUAUGUCUUCCUCUUCCACUUCCCCCUUCACCCAUUAUUCCUAUAAUAACCCUGAUCACUCUGCACAUCAACAACUUUCUUUGUCACCAUCUCCAGUCCCUACUGUACCCCAUGACAACCAUGAUGAUCAAAGUAUACAAUAUUUGGAGGACCUUGAUCCUAGCACUUGGUCUAGAGCUCAAAGUAGGCGUUCUGCCUGA